AUGGCAAAGGUUGGAGAGGGUGAUCCUAGAUGGCUGGUAGAGAACCGUGAGGACGGUACAAACGUUAACAACUGGCAUUGGUCAGAGACUGAUUGUCUUGGAUGGUCCAAGAAGAAGUUCACCACUGCUCUCACUUCAUUGGUCAUCAUCGAUAAUGAUAUCAUGAACAUCACUACUGGCACCAAUGUCACUGUCAGUGGUGAAUGCACAUCAAACAACAGAAAGGGCAAGACUAUCUUCCUCUAUGAUCUGGAGGUCAAGGUAUCUUGGAAGGGUGAGAUGAAGGCUAAUCAAGCAAAGGCUAGCGGAGACUUUGUUAUGCCAUAUAUCAGUGAUGAGAAUGCUGAUGAGUUGACCAAGGUCAAUGUCAGCUUGACUGAGGAAUCAUCAUCAGACACUGACAAGCUGAAGGAUGCUGCAAGGAAGUUUGGUAUCCCAAUGCUUCAAAAGAUUGUUCAACAAUAUGAUGUAGAGCUUAAGCAAGCAUUCACAUUGAAACCACCUGUACAAAAGGCUGCAGCAACUACACAGCCAACUCAAUCGAUCACUCAAACAAGCGCAGCACCUGUGGCAGCAGCAGCACCUGUAGCAGCAGCACCAAAGACAACUGCCAGUACAAAGACACUAAAGAUUAAAGACGAGUUCAAGGCAUCCCCGAUGGACGCAUACGAUGCAUUCGUCAACGUUCAAAAGAUGCAGGCCUACACACAGAGCGACUGUGUGUUUGACAACACAGAGGGCGGCAAGUUCUCCCUGUACGGCGGACACAUCAGUGGCACCAACACCAAGCUGUCACCAGGCGACAAGAUCGUCCAGAAGUGGCGCAUCAGCACCUGGAACGAGAACCACUUCUCCAACGUGACCAUCUCGUUCAGCGUCGCCGACAAGCCGGCCACCGUCGUCGAGAUCGUCCAGACGGGCAUCCCCGUCGAGGAGUACGAGAAAACCGAGGAGGGAUGGCGUCGCAACAUCCUCGAGCGUUUGAAGAUGGUGCUUGGCUAUGGCUCAAAGAUCUAUUCAUAA
Acytostelium subglobosum LB1 is the source of this 1023-nucleotide messenger RNA. RefSeq lists its product as hypothetical. The record is from RefSeq and is a predicted model, not a curated record. Gene Ontology annotation, biological process: positive regulation of ATP-dependent activity; protein folding. Gene Ontology annotation, cellular component: cytosol. Bases 1 to 1023 code for a protein of 340 amino acids. The transcript is spliced from 3 exons. Gene Ontology annotation, molecular function: protein-folding chaperone binding; ATPase activator activity. NCBI's taxonomy places the organism in Eukaryota, Evosea, Eumycetozoa, Acytosteliales, Acytosteliaceae.